GGGAGGAAGGCGAGGGGAGGAGAGAGGAGAGGGAGGAGAGGCGAGAGGAGAGGAGAGGGAGGAGAGGGGAGGAGAGGGAGAAGGGGGGAAGGGGAGGAGAAAGGGAGGAGGGGGAGAGAAGGGGAGGAGAGGGGAGGAGAGGGAGGAGAGGGAGGAGAGGGGAGGAGAGGGAGGAAGAGGAAGAGGGAGGUAGAAUGCAUACAAAAAUUGUUUUAAAC
Molecule: messenger RNA, 218 nt
Organism: Closterium sp. NIES-67
Lineage: Eukaryota; Viridiplantae; Streptophyta; Zygnematophyceae; Desmidiales; Closteriaceae
Source: the annotation of a GenBank genome assembly